CUAAAAUAUAGGCUACGGACGCGUUCAACCCUCAGUCUCUUCCACGGACACGAGAGGACACGGACAAGGGACCGCGCUCAAAGGACAUUAAAAGGACAAAAUAACAAACACAAUUACAUCAACAUAGCAGAAUGGCUCAAAAAGAGAAACUUCAGUGCCUGAAGGAUUUCCAUAAGGACACUCUGAAGCCAUCUCCUGGAAAAAGCCCUGGCACUCGACCUGAAGAUGAGGCGGAGGGUAAACACCCCCAGCGGGAGAAGUGGGCCAGCAAGCUGGACUUUGUUCUGUCUGUGGCUGGCGGCUUUGUUGGUUUAGGGAACGUCUGGCGUUUCCCGUACCUCUGCUAUAAGAAUGGUGGAGGUGCAUUUCUCAUCCCCUACUUCAUUUUCCUGUUUGGCGGAGGUCUGCCGGUCUUCUUCCUGGAGGUCGCCCUCGGUCAGUUCACAUCAGAGGGUGGCAUCACCUGCUGGGAGAAGCUCUGCCCCAUCUUUACUGGUAUUGGUUAUGCCUCCAUCGUGAUCGUGUCCCUGCUGAAUAUCUACUACAUUGUCAUCCUGGCAUGGGGCGUCUACUAUCUGUUCCAGUGUUUCAAGCCGGAUCUGCCCUGGGCCAAGUGCAAAAACAGUUGGAACACCGAUCGCUGCAUCGAGGACUCCUACCGCAAGAACAAAACCCUUAUGUUGGCUGCCACAACCAACUUCACCUCCCCCGUCACCGAGUUCUGGGAACAUAAUGUGCUGGGUAUCAGCAACGGCAUAGACGAUAUCGGUCCAGUCAAAUGGGACUUGGCUCUGUGUUUACUCCUCGUUUGGGUCAUCGUCUUCUUCUGCAUCUGGAAGGGAGUGAAGUCCACUGGCAAGGUGGUCUACAUCACAGCCACGUUCCCGUUCAUCAUGCUCAUCGUGCUGUUGAUUCGUGGUGUGACACUGCCUGGUGCUUCAGCGGGCAUCAAGUUCUACCUGUAUCCUGACCUCGCUCGUCUGAAGGACCCAGAGGUUUGGAUAGACGCUGGCACCCAGAUCUUCUUCUCCUAUGCCAUCUGUUUGGGCGCCAUGACGUCCUUGGGGAGCUACAACAAGUACAAAUACAACUGCUACAGGGACUGUUUGCUGCUGGGAGCCCUCAACAGUGGUACCAGUUUUGUGUCUGGCUUCGCAAUAUUUUCCGUCCUGGGCUUCAUGGCACAAGAGCAAGGGGUGGACAUUGCUGAUGUGGCAGAGUCAGGUCCAGGCCUGGCUUUCAUUGCCUACCCCAAGGCUGUUACCAUGAUGCCUUUUCCUACAGUCUGGGCAGUUCUCUUCUUCAUUAUGCUGCUGCUGCUUGGCCUCGACAGUCAGUUUGUGGAGGUGGAAGGGCAGAUCACAUCACUGGUGGAUCUGUAUCCGUCCUUCCUAAGGAAGGGUUACCGCAGAGAGAUCUUCAUCGCUAUCAUCUGCUGCAUCAGCUACGUGCUUGGCCUCACCAUGGUUACCAAGGGUGGCAUGUAUGUUUUCCAGCUGUUUGACUACUAUGCAGCUAGCGGUGUGUGCCUUCUGUGGGUGGCAUUCUUUGAAUGUAUAGCUGUUGCCUGGGUUUAUGGCGUUGAUAAUUUCUACGAUGCGAUUGAGGACAUGAUUGGCUACAGACCAAAUCCUUGGAUGAAAUGGAGCUGGACUGUUAUCACUCCUUUACUGUGCAUGGGCUGCUUUAUUUUCUCCUUGGUCAAAUACAAGCCAUUGAAGUACAACAAGAUCUAUGAGUAUCCUGACUGGGCCGUUGGAUUAGGUUGGGUUCUGGCCUUGGCCUCCAUGAUCUGCAUCCCGAUGGUGGUUGUCAUCAAGAUCAUCCGAUCUGAUGGGCCGCUUAUUGAGAGGAUUAAGGCGGUGGCAGCCCCCGUUCGCGGCGGCGCCAGUUCCCGUCCUGCAGACCAUCGUUGCCCCAAGGAUCUCACCUACCCGCUGGAUCCCAACGGGAACAAGGGCCUGAUGAUGAAGGCCCCCACCCACACCAUCGUAGAAACCAUGAUGUAAAGGAAUGAGGCGGAGGAUCUCCAUGAGAUCGCUCUCCUCUCCUCUAAAAAGCUUCUAAAGCUAGCUAGCUUUCUGUCUAUCUGUCUAUCUUGUCUGUCUGGUGGACUGAUAAGGGUUUUAAGGAAAAAAAAAAAAGUUCACGUUUCAAAUCUUUUAGGAAUACUUUGGAAGUAGUUUGCUGUUGAUGGUUUUCUUAUGAGGGUAGCAAUCACAUUUCAAAUCUAUUUCUGAAAUACUCACAAGCUGUUUUUUUUCCUAUUUGUAAAGUUCAUGUGACUGUGUCUCCCACUAUUGUCUUGUUUUUAGACAGAGCAGCAAAUUAGCACCAGCAUCUGGUCCAACGCUGGUAGAUUUUUUUAAGUCUGUUUGUUCCCCCAGCUACUUUAGCAGACAACCAGCCAUUGUUCUAAAAAAAAGGAAGACAGUGGUUAAUUGAGUCUUGGAAUCAAACAGCCUUUUGUAGACACAAUAUGAAAAAAAAGGUUUCCUUUACUGAUCAUAGAUCACCAAAACCAGAUUUUAUUUUUAUUUUUUGGAAGUUCUCGGAACAGCUCUUUGCCUGUGAUGCUAUGAACAGGGUGCACUUAUCUGACGACAUGUGCCAUACAGUAGGGUUCAGCUUUGGUUGGUUCUGUUCCACUGUGUUCAGUAGAGGCCCUUUUGAGAUGAAGUGAGAGAUCGAGGCACUACAAGUACAACGUUAUUAACUCAAACUUUUUACUCAUGUCGCAUUAGAGAAAGACAGGGUAUUAAGUGGCUUGCCCCCAAUUUCAGUCUUUAGAAAUUCUGAAAAGCAUCUUGAUAUUAUUUCAGCUGCACUAAGCAGGAUUUUUAUAGAGAAAUGUGACCAAACGUGCAGACCUAAAUUUCAAAAUAUGGCUGUCACUGGGAUUUUUUUUUUUUUUUUUUUUUUUUCAGUCCAAAUUAAGCAACACAACGUGUCAAAUCAAAUCCCAAAGCUGCAGCCACCAAAGUCAAAUUCUUUGCCUGCUGGAUUAGUAAUCCUCAGCAUGCUUCAAAUUUUCCACUCCUUUGGGGCCCCUAAUACAAUACUAAUACAUGGCCUGGUGCAGCGAAAAGGAAAAAAAAAGAAUAAAUCAGAUGAAUGUAUAAUUGACACAGCCAUCAUAGUCAAUGACCCGUAUCAAGUCAGGAUUCUUAAAAAAAAAAUGCACCUUAGCACAAAAUAUCCCCAUCUUCCGUAAACCACAAACUAUGGGUCAAAGAGAAAACUAGCACUGAGAAUGCGUCGGGGGAAACCCUCUUCUGCACAAAACGAGAGAGAGAGAGAGAGGUAUCUGAAAGGAUUUGAAGUGUGGAGGUUGAACCCUUGAGUGUGUUGUCUGUGGCGUACUGUACAGUAGUAGCUAAUCAGUCUAUCUAUAUCUAUCUCUCUAUCUAUCUUUCUCUGUCCUAGACCAGUUUACAGUACAUUAGUGACUGCACUAGGCACUCUUGGCUUACAAUUUUUGGAUUGGAUUUAUUUUAUUUUCUACAGAGGAAGUUACAUUAUUAUUAGUUUCUCCUCUGUCAAUGUUUAGAUUUUUUUUUUUUUAUUAAGACUAUAAUGUUAUUGGUAUUCACUAUUGAUGAUAAUUGCUGUAGUUUUACGUAGAAGAAGGAACACUUCUUUCAUCUGGUGAAAAUACUAAGCUAUUAUACAAAUCAUACAUUUACAGUGGCAGCCAUUGUAGUACAGUCCUCGUCACGCAUAAAUCCACUGUCGGUCCUGUCGACAGUGCCAUUCCGUCUUAAACGUCAAACAAAGAAACAAUGCAACAUUUUUUUCUCCAAAUAUUUUUUCUUUUGUGGGGAGGACGCGGGUCCGUUGUUUUUAGAGAGCAUUUCAGUGUACAGUUUAGAAGAAAAUGGGAAUUCUACAAUGGCUCCAUCUGUAAGUUUGUAGGUGUUGGGGGUUUAUAGCUUUUUUCCUCUUCUGUAAAUACCAGGGGACAGUAUUUAAGUUGGAUAAAUUCAGCCAGACGGGGCACUGUAGCCGUGAGGUUUAAGCAGCAUGUCACCGACUACAGCUCUAAAGCAACCUUUUGGUUUGGUGACACGCACGACAAAUCGGUCAGAUCAGUGUCAGACUGUCUGAGGCUGAGUGUCAAACUUCUUUCCAGUCGCGGAAAUGUGGCAGCUGCUGGCUUUCGUAAAAAAUGUCUCACAGUCAUCAUCGCCUCACCUUUUUAAAAUGGGAGGUCUUCAUUUCUAGUAAGUUGACGAGUGAGAGGGAAUUGGAUUUCUAGCAUCAUGUGGGAUGAGAUUCAUGGCAUAGUAACAGUAAACAAUAUAACCAUUGAAAUAACUCUACACAUACUUGAAAUGUUAUGUAAAGUCACACUAAGACUUUGUAAGACUUUAAAAAAAAAAAAAAAAAAAAAAUGCUACGUAGAAAACAAAAACAGACAUUUUUAAAAACUGUUUGAAUUUGGCCCAAAUCAUCAUGUUGAGAGGUUGACAUGGCUGCCAUUGAAACCAGCUACAUUCAUUUGUAUGGUGAGACAACGUGCCCUGGGUGACACUUACGAUAUCAUGCAACUCUGGCUGAUUUUAACAAACAACAAUAACAAAACUACAUUUACAUUCUUCAUGCUAAUAAAGGGCCAUAAUGUCGAUGAUGUGAACCAGUAAAAAAAACUACAGGCAGAAUAUCUGAGAUGUAUAACUGUUACAUUCAUUUUAAUAUGUCUGUGUAACGAGGGGUUUUCCAUGAGUAUGCGUCACCAGCGACCAUCCACUCAGGAUCUUCUUUGUAGUGCUUUUUAUGUACUGUAUAGCUGCUUUAACCCAGCAUCCAAAAAAAAAAAAAGAAAAACAGGAAAUCAGACUUAACUGUGGGUGACAAACAGCUGACUUUUUAACAGUAACAAUCGAAAUUUCAGUUCUUUGCCGCAAAGAUAGAAAAAUCACACCUCCUCUGCCUGUUUUAUCCACAAUCAAAAGCAAAAAGUACAGAGAUUUUUUUAUUGCAACUUAUUUGUAUAAAUUGGAUUUUCAUAUCGAAUGAUGAGGCCAAGAAAAAACAACAACAAAAACACUGCCAUCUCUUUUUUUAAUGGCCUCCAUAGUCCGAAAUAUAUCUAAAUACUGUCAAAAACACUUCUGUUCUCGUAAAAGCAGACAUAUUAAAAUAGAUCAAGAUUUGAACCAUUCCUUCUCAUUGAAUACACCCUCGUAUAGUACGAUAGUUGACCAACAACGAAUCACAUCAGAUUUCAUCAGGAGACCAGGUCCUCAUUUCGUGUUUCAUCUAAAGCUUUGAUGUGUUUUUAUUUCCUUCAGUUUCAUUUCAUUAUUAUUUUAUUUUUUAUUUUUUUUCAAAUAGAAUAAAAUAGUUCAUAUCAUUAAAAGGGAUUUGCGAAAACCAAAUCCACAGCAGACAUCUAUUUUCAUACAAUAACAAAACGUUUUUUCCUAUGUAAGUCGUCUUUGUACAGCUAUGCUCCCAUUGCAGACUCCCCAUUUUAAUGCAGAUUACAAAGCUUCAAUUUAUUCGUAAGACUUUUGUACAGAUCUGGCUCUUGAUUCCCCCCCCCCCCCCCCCCCCCCCCCCCCGAAGGAUCUUUUGCACUAAGGAAAAAAGAAAAAAACUCAACUCAGAAACAGUUAAAUAAGCAUUAUCAAAUGAAGUAUGUAUGAAAACUAAAAUAGCAAAGAGCACAUGUGGACAGUUAAAUAUUCUGCAAACUUUAGUCUAUGACAUUUCACUGUUGAUAAUUUGUAACAUGGACACAAUUAUCUAAAUAUCCAUUAAAAACACAGACUCAGAAAUCGGUUUAAACCAUGCAAAUAAGUUUAAAUAUGUCUCGCAACUCAUUAAAAACAUUCCUUGGUGCUAAAAUCCUUCUUUUUUUGGGGAGUUUUGGGCCAUAAAAUAACUAAUGCAGUCAUUUAUUUGGUUUAUUCUGCCUCUCUGUGUAUAUUUACAGUAUGUACCAGUCUCUCUGCCUUCUUACACUCCCCAUCAGUUAGCCUGCGUAAACCCUCUGUUAACCUAAGCUAACGGAUUUUUUUUCUCAGAGAUAACGAAUUUGCAAGAGAAUCGAAGCAUUAGCGAUGCACAAGUUUUUACCGCUGAAUGUUGAAAUGUGAACGUCACCUGCGGGUGUAUGUAAAAGUUUCUGAAGAUUUAUUUUUUAGGGUGAAAAAAAAAGAAAAAAAGAAUACGUUUCUUUUUUUUAUUUUUAUUGAUCUUUUGUUUUAUUGAAUUCAGCAGUUUCUUGUUUUAUUUUAUUUUUAAUUGUUUGUCUGUCACAUUUGCCUUUUGUAUUCCAAAUAGUGUAUUUGAACCUCUGUCAUUGGAGUAACAUGUACAACUGUCAAUCAAAAAAAACAAACAAAAAAAAAAAAGCUGCAAUUUGUUACGUGCAAUACUUUGUAGAAUACUUUUUUUUUCAUGCUAUUUUUCCAAAAGGUGGUACUAAUCUUUGAAGAAAAAGAUGAAAGCCUGUGAAGUCUUGAUGAAGAAAAUUUGAAUCUUCAGGGUCCAGUUAAAUUAAAACCCGCCACAGAUGCUAUGCAUUGUGGGACUAAACCAAACGAAACCACUAUUCCAUCAAAUAUCUUGUGGUUUGAAAUGCACUGAGAAUAAAAAAUGAUUACUAAACUUUGUCACACCAAACUGAAUUUCUUAGCAAAAGAGUAUUUUUUAUUUUUGUGACAGACUGCUAAGUUGUGAGUUUGUGAGGGUUAUGAAACACAGUAACACUGCCACUAAGCCCACCAUCUUUCUACCUGCCUAUACUUAUCUCAGUACUGCUGUGUUGCUAAAAAAAAAUCAGACUGUUUCCCAAAAGCAAGCCGCCACCUAAGUUCAUCAUUUCUAAACCGCAACACAUUUAGCAAAAUCCAACUAGUUCCUAAAAGGCUCACGAGUAUAAUAUAAAGUCAUCUGUCGCUAUUUGCUUUUGAUUGAACAAAGACCUUGUAAUUUUGGCUGCUUUUCGGGAAACUUGUCCAUGCAACAAAAAAAAAAAAAAAGCAGGAAAUCCAAUAAAACCGAGAUUACACCAUAUCAAAAAAAAAAUGUGGGCUUCUCCUUUAAAACCUUGUAUGCAAUUCCUGCAUCCUGCUUGUUAAGACAUUUCCAUGUGAAUCCGACUCCACGCCGCCAAACCCUGCAACCUCAGUGCUUUAUCAAAGAAAACUGAAAAAAAAAACCAAACUACAUCCACACAGGCACAGAUUGGCCUGGUUUUAAAUCCCAUGUUGCUUAUAUUGUGUCCAUCAUUGGUAUGAAAACACCAUCAUAUCAACAUGAUUCUUAAUUGGAUUGUCUGUUUCUGUGAUAUGGAUGCAACAUAAGACCAUACAGAUGUGAUUUGUAGGCUAUGUAUAGAGGCGACACAACAUCUGUUUUAUCACUGCAGUCACUAUUAAUGUGGCUGCAAAGGUAGAAAAAAAGGGGACUCGUAUUUCCUCACAUCCUUAAUGCAAAGAUCGUCAUCCCUCGGUUUGAAAUUAGAAAAAAAUAUGUUGUCCUCACUAAGAGAACCAUAGUUACAGUGUAACCUGAAUGCAUUUUUUAGCUCAGAAAAUUAUUCACAAUUGGACUUAUGAGGACAAAAAUCUAACAAUGCAUUUCUUUCAGUGAUUUAAAUAAUGUCGAUCUUAGCGCUAAGGCUUCUGGGAAAUGGAGUCCAGCUCAUCCUUCCCAUCCUUUCUGUCAUCUAACUCAUUCUUAUCAUGGUUUCCAAUGACAACACCUCUGUCUCUCCUGCAUUAUACAGUAUACCAGCCCUUCCUUUUUGAGAAUGUACAUGGGGAAAA
Messenger RNA from Scomber scombrus (Atlantic mackerel), 7781 nucleotides. Its product is annotated as sodium- and chloride-dependent taurine transporter-like. Bases 132 to 2009 code for a protein of 625 amino acids. The transcript is spliced from 15 exons. Gene Ontology annotation, cellular component: plasma membrane. Gene Ontology annotation, molecular function: taurine:sodium symporter activity. Lineage: Eukaryota; Metazoa; Chordata; Actinopteri; Scombriformes; Scombridae. Gene Ontology annotation, biological process: sodium ion transmembrane transport; taurine transmembrane transport; neurotransmitter transport. The record is from RefSeq and is a predicted model, not a curated record.